AUGCUGUCCAUCCCCGAUAUGAUCAAGAAGAAGAGAGAUGGAGAACAGCUGAGUGAUGAAGAGAUCAAACUCUUCAUCAAAGCUGUUACAGCUAAAACCAUCCAGGAGACUCAGAUAGGGGCCAUGUUAAUGGCCAUAUGGCAGAGAGGGAUGGUCACCGCUGAGGUUCGCACCCUGACCAGAGAGAUGAUGUCAUCGGGGGAAGUGAUGUGGUGGCCAGAUGAGUGGGAACAUCUGGUGGUGGACAAACACUCCACAGGUGGGGUGGGGGACAAAGUGAGCCUGGUGUUAGCACCAGCGCUAGCUGCCUGUGGCUGUAAGGUGCCGAUGAUCAGUGGGCGGAGCUUGGCUCACACAGGAGGAACUCUGGAUAAACUGGAAUCGAUUCCAGGGUACAACAUCCAGCAGUCAGCUGAUCAGAUCCGGACCAUCCUGGCCUCAGUGGGAUGCUGCAUCGUGGGGCAGACGGAGAUGUUGGUUCCUGCAGAUCGAGUCCUGUACGCCAUGAGGGACGCCACCAGCACCGUGGACAGCCUGCCGCUCAUUACUGGUUCGAUCAUCUCAAAGAAAGGAGCCGAGUCUUUGUCCUCGCUGGUGCUGGACGUGAAGUUUGGACGAGCUGCUCUCUGUAAAGACCUGCAGAGCGCCAAGGAGCUCGCUCAGCACUUGGUGAGUGCAGGUAAUGGAGUGGGCGUUAAAACCGGAGCGGUUCUGAGUCGUAUGGACGGGACGAUCGGUCGCUGCGUGGGGAACAGUCUGGAGGUGAUGGAGUCUCUGGAGACGCUGAAGGGACACGGACCGGACGACCUGAUGGAGCUCGUCACGACGCUCGGCAGCCUGCUCCUGAAGAUGACUGGCAUCGCUCCCAGCCUAUCAGAGGGCAGCAAGCAGAUUUCCGAUGCUGUGAUUGGUGGAACUGCUCUGGCCAAAUUCGAGGCCAUGAUGGUCGCUCAGGGCGUUACCAUGGAGACGGCCCAGUCGCUUUGCUCCGCCCACACAGAUUACUACAGCAUCCUGAGGAAAUCUGAGCACCAGAUGGAGUUGCAGGCACGUGCACAAGGUUUUGUUCUGGACAUCAACGGUUUGGUUUUAGCUCAGGUUCUCAAUAAAUUGGGGGCGGGGAGAUCAAAGGCGGGGGAGCCUGUCAAUCACAGUGUGGGGGCGGAGCUGCUGGUGUCACCGGGUCAGAGCGUGAGGACAGGCGAGUCCUGGUUGCGGCUUCAUUACGAAGAUCCCGCUCCGACCCCGGAGCAGAUCGACCGGCUGCAGAAAGCGCUGACCGUCGGAAACAACGACAAACAGGCCGGAGUCCGACGCAAACUGGUGGCAGAGCUGAUACUUCCUGACUGAACCUGAUGCUUUCAUUCGUUACAGGCCGCUUUGUUCACACACCGAUGUAUAAAAGAUGUUUAUAUAUGAAGUAA
Nematolebias whitei (Rio pearlfish) is the source of this 1424-nucleotide messenger RNA. Its product is annotated as thymidine phosphorylase. The record is from RefSeq and is a predicted model, not a curated record. Gene Ontology annotation, biological process: pyrimidine nucleobase metabolic process; pyrimidine nucleoside metabolic process. Lineage: Eukaryota; Metazoa; Chordata; Actinopteri; Cyprinodontiformes; Rivulidae. The transcript is spliced from 9 exons. Gene Ontology annotation, cellular component: cytosol. Gene Ontology annotation, molecular function: 1,4-alpha-oligoglucan phosphorylase activity; pyrimidine-nucleoside phosphorylase activity. The coding region runs from base 1 to 1350 and encodes 449 amino acids.